Molecule: messenger RNA, 1986 nt
Organism: Equus caballus (horse)
Lineage: Eukaryota; Metazoa; Chordata; Mammalia; Perissodactyla; Equidae
Source: RefSeq, a predicted model, not a curated record
UGCUAUGUAUAUCUUACCACAGUAAAAUAAAAAAGGAAGUGGCACUACAUAGCCGGAGAGAGAUGGAGAGAUAAAUAUUACACUUUUUAAAUACACUUCUGCAUUGCUCAAUUGUGUUAUAUGUGCGAUAUUCUUAUAAUUUUAAAACGAUUUUAAAAAUUUAAAGCAAAAGAAAUCUUAUAUUUGCAUCACAAAACCAACCACAGCUUACUGGACUAGUUUCUAAGAUGGGAACACACUGGCCCAACCCUCUGGCAAGAUGCUUGCAUCCAAAAAGCCCCAACUCAGUGCUGCAUCCUUGAAUGAGUUGGAAAUUAAAAUCAGCAAAAACAAAACCUGGGGCUUCUUGUGGUUUGGGAGUCUCAGGGGGUGGUUUUGUUGUUUCUUAAUUAUUUUGAGCCUUGUUUUAACUUUUAAAAGGAAUAUUUAGAUGCGGAAUCUAAACACAGGUUUCCAACUCAUAGUCGGAUGUGUUGAGAUGAAGACAAAAGAAGAGCUGGGUUGGGAGAAAGAUGGUCAGUCUCAUGUGGACAAGGAGAGUUUGAGAUUCCUGUUGGGCAUCCAGCUAGAGAUGGUCAGUAGGCAAUUUAGGUGGAGCUAAGGAGAGGGUUUGAAGCUGAGAUAGACUCAAGCCUAACUAUAUGGGCAGUAGGGGGAGUCCACAAUGUGAGAAGAUGGCAAAGAAGGACCAGGGUAAUGGUCUGGGAGUCAGCAGCCAUACAUGGGCUGAGGAGAAAGGGAAGCCAGAGGAGGAAGAGAGUAGAGGGUCUCAGAUGCCCAGGGUAAAAGAAUCACUGGAAAAAACGAUCGACCCUGUGUUGCAUCCUGCAGGGACAUAAAGUACAAAGGGAACUGGGGAGGGAUCUUGGACUUGACUGGGACAAGGGCCUUCUUGGCCUUGACCUGAGAGGUUUCAGGGAGAGACAGGGGUGAGAGCCAGGGGCACCUUCCCAUGUCCCAGCACAUAGAACAGUGCCUGGCAUAGACAGGAGCUUGGGAGCUGUUGCUGAUGGAUAGAUGUGUGGAUGGAUGGAUGGAUGGAUGAUCGAUAGAUAAUGGUUGGAUGGACAGACGAUGGCUGGAUGGACAGAUGAACAGGCAGAUGGACAGAAAGCCAGUGGUCUGAGAGAUCAGAGAAGUCUUCAGGAAAGAGGUGAACUGAAUUGUGUCUUGAUUCAAAGGGGGAGCACUGUGAGUCAGGAAUGACUCCGUGUCCAUGGGCCCAGGGAGGACGCCUGCCAGCUGGACUGUGGGAGGAACACUCAGAGGCCCGAAGAUGAGGCCUGAAAGGUCGAGCAGGUCUGAGCCAGCUCAGGACUCACUUUACCACGCCACACCAGAGGACAAGGCACUCAUGGAUUUGCCAAGCACCUACUGUGUGCAGUGUCACUAUCAGCCCUGAGGAUUCAGUGGUGACAAGGACAGCCUCGGAGAGGGGGCACACACACUGGGUGACUCCAAGGUGUGGGUGUCACCUGCCUCAGACAGGAGGCUGGGUGUUGGGCCACCUCUGGGCUGUGAGUCCACCCAGGGCUGCCCUGGCCUCUCUUGGGGGCUGGCCACCCACCUGCCCAGCCCCAAGAUGCAGCACCGCCUGCUACAGCCCUGUGCCCAUCAUGCCCACCAGGUUCCCACUGCGACCUGGCCCCCGAGGGACAGGCCCCAGGUGCUGGCCCGGUGGGUUUUGGUCUGACGUUCAGCCACUAUGGUAUAUCUUCAGCGAAGGGACCCAGCUCACUGUCACAGGUGGGCCCAAGUCUGCGCCCUCAGUCACUCUGUUCCCGCCCUCCUCUGAGGAGCUCAGUACCAACAGGGCCACAGUGGUGUGUCUCAUCAGUGACUUCUACCCCAGCAACUUGACAGUGGUCUGGAAGGCAAACGGCACCCCCAUCACCCAGGGCGUGGAGAUCACCAAGCCCUUGAAACAGAGCAACAACAAGUACGCGGCCAGCAGCUACCUGACGCUGUCCCCUGCCAUGUGGAAGU